Talaromyces proteolyticus is the source of this 791-nucleotide messenger RNA. Its product is annotated as HotDog domain-containing protein. Bases 40 to 729 code for a protein of 229 amino acids. The record is from RefSeq and is a predicted model, not a curated record. NCBI's taxonomy places the organism in Eukaryota, Fungi, Ascomycota, Eurotiomycetes, Eurotiales, Trichocomaceae. The transcript has a single exon.
CUCAAACACAUAAUCCGAUGCCUCUCCCCCCCUCACGACAUGCAGAGAGGGAGAAAUGAAGCUUGCCUUUCGUCUCUGGGAAUGGAUCACAGCACGGUCCCAUCGGACAAUCAUCCCUUCCGGGCCUAUCCACUGGCCGUCCGACUCCUCCGAGAUCCACAGUACUGGUCCUCCUCGGUCGAAACCUUCGGCAAGCACAGCCAAGGAGAGAGCGACCGCUUUGGCUACUUUGGAGGUACACUCGCUACGCCGAAGACCAUCCCAAACCGCUUUAUCCUUCGUCGCCGGGAUCUAUCCCCUCUUCCAACCACCCGUCCUCCAUGGCCUGACCCUACAAUCAACCCCCUCCGGUCGCAACCCUCUGUACUCCCUCCUGAUGUCAUAGUUCUCCUCGAGUUGGGCAAGCCGGGCGUAUCUGGGCAUGCCUCAACUGCCCAUGGAGGGGUUAUUGCGAGCUGUUUCGACGAGGCUAUGCACAAGGCAAUCGAGACACAUCUCCCCCGCACCGGGCGAGUGGAGAGGCCCUACACUGCACAGCUUGAUAUUCGGUAUACCCGGCCUGUGCGUGUCCCUGGGCUGCUUGUGAUACGCGCCAAAGUCGUCGCGAGGAUAGGUAGGAAGUUUUGGGUGCGCGCACAUGCUUCCCAGGAGCUGGAUACAGGGGAGGAGAUUUUCACCACCGAUUCGAUUGCUUUGUUCCUGAUGGUCGCACCCUCAACCCGACUUUGAGGCUAUGAUAGAGAAUUAAUCAAUUACGUACUUAUUUCGCAGAUAGGGUUCAUAGAAAUGAG